GGAAGCGCGGCGCAGUUUUAAUUCACAAUGACGAGAGUGACUGCUGACUCAGCAUCCGGAACUGCCUUUGACUGCCUUUGUUCUUUUCUUUUUUUAGCUGCUGAGUUGCAGAACUGCGGUACAACGUUCAAGGCUUGAUCCCAGGAAGAAGAAGAAGAGAGGAGAUGAUGUUGAUGGCGCCGGGCGAGCUGGAAGAGGCGGACGAAGGACAGUGACAGGUCACCGCAGCUCGUCUCUUAUCCCACACACUUCCACCCUCACCUCGUCUCGAAUUCGGCGCCCGAGGAGGCAAAGUCGCAAGCAUAGAGGACGACUCAUGGAACAGGGGUAGCCAGCGAGUAAACCCCCAGCCAGGCCCUUGAUUGGGCACCGUCGAGGCAGCUCAGGCAAUUCCUUCACUGCGAGCCGUGUAGGGAGUGAUACGAGGAACAGAGUUGGGACAGAAUGCACUCUGACCGGAGAUCCUUGGGUGGCUGUCAGAUGGGAACUGCUCUGAGGGACUUUGCUUCCCUCGCACUACUCUGCAGCCAUGCCAACGUCGCCUGUUAUUUGACCUUUGGCUGUCUCGAUGGGUCCACAACGUUUAAAAUAUCACUGCUCAAGGUGAAGCGCUGUUUGAUCGGCACCGGACGUUUUAUCCAUUUAACUAUUAGUAAACGCCGAAAAUACGAUUCCUACAGAGUCCGAGGAUUGAUAACGAGGAUAAGAGACAAUUACAACUGCUCGGAUAGAGAAUCUCUUAGGAUAAUAAUGGGGAUAGCGCCAUCCUUCAUGCCCCAAAUAGAGUAUAAUACUUCGUUCCAACUCCCUAUACUCCGUACAGCCAUGAUAUCCCGAUAGACCCGGGACACAACCGGUGGGGCCCAACCCACGGAGUGCCUAGCUCCCCAUGUUUCCACUGGGCCAUUUUUUGAAGACUUGAAGGGUAGGACUCGAUGCUUAAACGAAGAGAAUGCACGCUAUAGAAAGAUGUGCUCAACAUCGAUAUCAUUAGAAUUCACAUCGAAUUUCGGAUUCCAAUUGGUCAAUAAAUGCUUAUUUAUGGCCAAUUAGAGGCGGAAAUAGAGGCAAAUUCCAGCGACUCAGAUUAGUCAAAGUGGGUCCACGGAGACCGAUAUUUCACGUGAUACAUACAGAGCUCCCGCCGUGACUUCAUAAAAACCGAAAGAAAGACGAGCAUUAACAACAACCUGAACUGCUUCACUUGAUAGGGAACGAACAGCAGAUUUCCUGGUGACUGCGAGCGUGAUAUAUCCGUGUUUCUGGCAGUAACUAGCACACGCAUCAAAAGCUGUGCGUCUACUUCUGGCGGGCUGAUAUUUACUAUCAAUCUAUACGCUAUUUUAAACCACCUAUGGAUCAGUCACAGAAGCAGGCGCUGGGAGCAUUGCAGCCGUUUAUUCAUCUCGCGAAUUCAUCAACUACUCACAGCGCGCGUUUCAUUGCUAACAUCAUUACAAAUGCUACGUCUGCCCCGAAUACCUUCAUCUUCGCCGAGUUGCUCGAGACCCAAGCAGUUCAAUCGUUGGCACUCCCAGAUACACCAGAGGAAUACCAGUCUUAUUUGAAAUUACUGGAGAUAUUUGCUUGGGGCUCAUGGGAAGAAUACCAUGCAACCCCAAAUCUCCCCGCCCUCAGCGAAGCCCAAGCACUCAAACUCCGACUUCUAUCUCUCCUCACCCUCUCUACAACACAUAAUCCGCUCACAUAUCCCAUUGUGAUGAAAUCUCUUUCCCUAAAAGAUCAUGUGGAGCUUGAAUCUCUCGUGACAAAAGCCAUAUACUCAUCUCUCAUCACUGCUCGCCUAUCCCCAACAACGACACCUCCAACCAUCAAUGUUAUUUCUGUGGCCUCUCUCCGCGACGUUCGUCCCCAAGCAAUCGAUGGGAUGAUAUCAAUCCUUACAGAGUGGCAUGAGCGAUGUCAGAAGGCGGUUGAAGGCAUUGAGGCCGAGAUUAACACAAUAAAAGCCGAUGCAGCCAAAAGGCGGGCAAUGGAGAAGGACCGAGCCUAUCGUUUUGAAAAGAGUGAAGGGGGUUGGCAUGGAGAUGAUGAUAAAGAAGGCGAGGGAGGGAGUGGCUCAAAAGAAUCGCGACCUCGAAAGUCCCUUAGCAAAGAGGGCUCGCUUGGCGGGACCGCGGCUAAUGCUGCAAGACGGCUCUUUGGGGGUGGCAGUUCUUCAAAGGGAAAUAAGCGUGAGUUCCAUGCUACAGGAGGUUAUUCGGGGAAUGGCCAGGAUAGCAUGGAAGUAGACCCCUCAACCCUUCCGAGGUCAAUGAAAGUUAAGCUUGAGGCACAGAACGUUUGCUAG
Trichophyton rubrum CBS 118892 is the source of this 2311-nucleotide messenger RNA. RefSeq lists its product as uncharacterized. Gene Ontology annotation, cellular component: COP9 signalosome. NCBI's taxonomy places the organism in Eukaryota, Fungi, Ascomycota, Eurotiomycetes, Onygenales, Arthrodermataceae. The transcript has 2 exons. The record is from RefSeq and is a predicted model, not a curated record. The coding region runs from base 1355 to 2311 and encodes 318 amino acids.